Messenger RNA from Glycine soja, 1504 nucleotides. Its product is annotated as 5'-adenylylsulfate reductase-like 5. The transcript is spliced from 4 exons. The coding region runs from base 365 to 1222 and encodes 285 amino acids. NCBI's taxonomy places the organism in Eukaryota, Viridiplantae, Streptophyta, Magnoliopsida, Fabales, Fabaceae. The record is from RefSeq and is a predicted model, not a curated record.
UAGCAACUUUGAAAAUUGGUUCCUUCUUAGUUCUUACUACUUCCUUGUGUUAGAAUCAGCGUACCAAACCAAACCAAACCCAACUUAGCCAUUUUCUUUACCCACUACACGAGCCAUUUUCUUUACCCACUACACGAGCCAUCCCCAACCUCCAGAGUAUAUGCCACUCCACACCAUCAACAGUACCAGAUACUAUUCAAUCUAAAGACACAGACACCAUAAGAGACAACAACAUAGCACAAACAAACAACAUCACACGUUUCUUAUUUUCCUUUAAACCCGUUGGUUUGUGUUGUGUUUCUUUCUACAUAUAUAUAUAUAAUAGAAUAUAAUAACAUACCCUUAUUAGCUUCUACAACCUUCAAUGGCCACUUCACUUCUUCUACUUCUCCUCAUCACUUGUUUCUCUCUUCUACCAUCUUCUUAUAGUUAUUCCUCUCCUUUUCCACCUUCUGCUUCCUUUCUCUAUGAACUUCAAUCUCAGUGCUCCCUUGCCACCUCCCCUGACCCUCCUCUUCAGGUGGAUGGGAAUUUCAUAGAAGGGGUUUUGUCUGGCAGAAAGAGGGUUGGAUACAUUUCUAUACUCUUCUAUGCUUCCUGGUGUCCUUUAUCAUGCAGAAUGCUUCCUGAAUUUGAGAUUCUUAGUUCCAUGUUUCCUCAAGUACAACAUGUAGCACUUGAGCAAUCAUCUGCUUUGCCCAGCUUAUAUUCAAAAUAUGGAAUCCAUAGCUUACCUGCAAUCUUACUGGUGAAUCAGACAUCUAGGGUGAGAUAUCAUGGUCCAAAAAUUCUUAACUUCCUUGUAGAAUUUUAUGAGAGAAACACAGGAUUAGAAGCCAAGGACAAUGCUGUUGUUGGUCAACUGAGCAAUUUGAUGAGUGAUGAACAUUCAACUAUGAAGGGCUUCUCCCUCAAAGAAAUAUUUAACAGGGAACCUUACUUGGCAUUAUCUAUAUUGUUUUUCUGUUUAAGGAUUAUUCUAUUUGUAUUGCCCACGAUUAUGUCACGUCUCAAAGAAUUCUGGACUUCCUAUGCUUCUCAUUUGAACAUGCAAAUAUUUGGCGAGGUGAUGGAACGUGUUCUUAAUGUAAUUGAUGUCAAGAGGAUUUGGACCAAGCUAAGACUAUACAAGACCAGGAACUUUCAUGAAAGGGUGAGGAGUGCCCGGGUUUUGGCAUCAUCUCUGGCUUCUGUUUCCCUUGGUGACUCAUCAGCUAGGUGAUGGUCUCAAAUCUCAAUGUUUGAACUUUGAACUAACCAUGUUGUUCUAGUCAUUUUGAGGGUUGUGAAGAGUUUAUCAGAUGACCUUUUGCACAUAACUCCCUAGUUCUGUUACUAAUUUUGUUUGUUAGUAGUUAAAAGAUGCUGAUGUCUGAGUUGGACUUUGGGAGAAAGUAGUGAAUAGGCGUGUAAAUUUGAAAUAUCUUUCCUUUGUAAAUUCUGAAUGUAUAUAUUUACACACGUUUUCUAAGUUCAAUAAAAUGUUCCUUUUUCUUUCUUUCUU